Drosophila innubila is the source of this 1533-nucleotide messenger RNA. It is a transcript of the gene Zpr1, whose product is annotated as zinc finger protein ZPR1. The record is from RefSeq and is a predicted model, not a curated record. Lineage: Eukaryota; Metazoa; Arthropoda; Insecta; Diptera; Drosophilidae. The transcript is spliced from 2 exons. Gene Ontology annotation, molecular function: zinc ion binding. The coding region runs from base 96 to 1457 and encodes 453 amino acids. Gene Ontology annotation, cellular component: cytoplasm; nucleus.
AUCAGAACAAUCGAGAAUCGAGAGCACUGAUUGCACGUUGUGAGCGGCAAAAGUAAUUUUUCUUUAUUUGCUAAUAUUAAAAGUCAAUUGAUAACAUGUCCAGUGUGGAGAGCACAACAGGUGUUGUGCAGGAUGGAGCCGACGCCGCUGCCCCCAUUUUCCAAGACAUCAAUGCCGAACAGGCGGUGGAAGUUGUCGAAAUUGAAUCGGCAUGCAUGAGAUGUUUCCAAUCGGGAAUCACACGUCUCUUGCCCACCAAAAUACCCUUCUUCCGGGAGGUUGUGCUAAUGUCCUUCAAAUGCGAGCACUGCGGAUAUGCGAACAAUGAAAUGCAAUCGGCAUCGGAGAUUCAAAAAAGUGGUGUCCGCAUCGAACUGAACGUAUUGAAUGCUGCCGAUUUGAAUCGACGUGUUGUCCGUUCCGAUAAUUCCAGUAUAAACAUACCAGAGGUCGAGUUGGAAAUUCCAGUGCAGUCGCAGAAGGGUGAGGUCACCACUGUGGAGGGCGUCAUUGAACGAACGAUAGCCGGUCUCUCACAGGAUCAGGAGAAGCGUCGCAUCGAUCAUCCCACCGAGGCGGAGUCCAUAGAUGCCUACAUCGAUCGCCUGCGCGAGCUGAAGGAGCUGAAAAGCCCAUUUCGCUUGCUACUCGAAGACAUAUCCGGCAAUAGCUUUAUUGAGAAUCCCCUGGCACCGGCCACGGAUCAUCAGCUGAAAACCUCACACUUUGCACGUUCCAAGGACCAAAAUGAACUCUUGGGUCUUUACGAGCAAAACCACGAGGAACAGCAUCUGUUGAAGCCCAUUGCCGAGGAUGAAUGGCCCAUUGAGAAUCUGCAUGGUGAAGUGCUGCAGUUUGCCACCAAUUGUCCCAACUGCCAAGUGCCAUGCGAGACGAACAUGAAAUUGACGAAUAUACCGCACUUCAAGGAGGUGGUCAUCAUGGCCACCGUUUGCUCCAGCUGUGGCCACAAGACCAACGAGGUCAAGUCCGGCGGAGGUGUGGAGCCGCAGGGUAUACGCUUUAAGGUGCGCAUUGCCGGCAAGGAAGAUCUAACACGCGAUGUCCUCAAAUCGGAAACGUGCAGCAUGGCCAUUCCCGAGCUGGAUAUGGAUGUGGGUCCUCAUGCACUGUGUGGUCGCUUCACCACUGUGGAGGGUCUGCUGGUGGCCAUGCGGGAACAACUGGACGGCACCAUCUUUCACGAUUCAGCCGAUGAGCCGUCCAAGCAGAAGAUGCAACGAUUCCUGAAUACCUUCGAUGAUGUACUCAAGUUGCAGGAAGUCAUCACAUUGGUAUUGCAGGAUCCAGCGGGUAAUACCUAUGUGCAAUCGCUCCGGGACGAUGAUGAGCCCGACGAUCGACUGACCGUGGAGAGAUAUGAUCGCACCUACGAGGACAACGAGGAGCUGGGAUUGAAUGACAUGAUAACUGAAAAUUAUGAGCAGAAUGCGUGAUACCAUAGCCUUCAAGGGUUCAUAAUAUGCAUUUUCCAAACAAAACAAAACAAAAUUAAAAAUCAGUGAUGGUAAA